Messenger RNA from Hipposideros armiger (great roundleaf bat), 1424 nucleotides. Its product is annotated as coiled-coil domain-containing protein 171-like. The transcript is spliced from 10 exons. NCBI's taxonomy places the organism in Eukaryota, Metazoa, Chordata, Mammalia, Chiroptera, Hipposideridae. The annotation marks the transcript as partial. The record is from RefSeq and is a predicted model, not a curated record.
CUCGCCUUCCAGUGAAGCCGCGCAGCUACGCGGGCCCAACUCUUCCAAUGCGAGCCUGGCGUUCUCCGAAUUUCAGCCCAUCUAACCUGUAAGCCAUAGACAUCUUGGACAAUUUUAAUCAAUAACGAAGUAUACCUUUAAGAAGCAGUGGAUUAUUUUGGAAGAGCCGGAAGACUUACCAUGAGUUUAAACACUUCAAGUAAUGCCACUGGUGAUACCCAAAGGUUGAAGAAUGCCUCAUCUGAUACAAAACAAAUGCUUAAAAGUGAAACAGACUUGGAUGUUACUGCUGAUCUCAGAAAGAAGCUCCAUCGGGCGAAGAAAGAAAAAUUAGAAAUAACAACUAAGCACAACGCAGAGUUGGCAAGCUAUGAGAGCCAGAUUGCCAAGCUACGAUCCGAGGUUGAAAAAGGAGAGGCAUUGCGACAAAGUCUGGAAUAUGACCUGGCUGUUGCUAGAAAGGAAGCUGGUCUUGGAAGACGGGCUGCUGAAGAAAGAUUGGCUGAGGCACAUAGGAUCCAAGAAAAACUGUGCGCUCAGAAUACGGAACUUCAAGGAAGGGCAAAUGAGAUUGAGAAUGCAUUUCAGACUUCCCAACAGAACUGGAAAGACGAAUGCAGAAGAUUUGAAUGUGAUUUGGAGGAAAGAGAUAAUAUAAUUCAGAAUUGCAAUCGAGAAUAUGAUUUACUUAUGAAAGAAAAAAGCAGACUGGAGAAAACUCUACAGGAAGCGUUGGAAAAACAUCAGCAGGAGAAGAAUGAGAUGGAGUCUCAUAUCAGGGAGACAGCAUUGGAGGAGUUUAGAUUACAAGCAGAGCAAUGGGAAGCAGAAAGAAGAGAGUUACAAUUUAUAGUACAGGAGCAAGACAGUGCUGUACAAAAUAUGCACAAGAAAGUAGAAAAAUUAGAAGCUGAACACAUGGAGUGCUCUGACCUUUUACGGAGACAAACAAGUGAACUUGAAUUUAGCACUCAGCGAGAGGAACAUCUUAGAAAAGAAUUUGAGGCAACUACUCUACGAAUGAGGAAAUUAGAGGAAAAUAUUGAAGCGGAAAGAGCAGCACAUUUGGAAUCGAAAUUUAAUUCUGAAAUUAUUCAGUUACGGAUUCGAGACCUUGAAGGAGCUUUGCAGGUAGAAAAGGCCAGCCAAGCAGAAGCUGUUGCUGAUUUGGAAAUGAUCAAGAAUGAAUUCAAAGAAGUUGAAAGUGCAUAUGAGCGAGAAAAGCAUAAUGCACAAGAGAGCUUUGCAAAACUAAAUUUAUUAGAAAGAGAGUAUUUCUCCAAAAACAAGAAACUGAAUGAAGAGAUUGAGGAACAGAAGAAAGUAAUUAUAGACCUUUCAAAGAGACUCCAGUAUAAUGAAAAAAGUUGCAGUGAAUUACAGGAAGAACUCGUAAUGGUAAGGAUAAAAAAGAAAACCCUAUG